Molecule: messenger RNA, 2608 nt
Organism: Wyeomyia smithii (pitcher-plant mosquito)
Lineage: Eukaryota; Metazoa; Arthropoda; Insecta; Diptera; Culicidae
Gene: ArfGAP3
Product: ADP-ribosylation factor GTPase-activating protein 2
Exons: 7
Coding region: 275-1960 (561 amino acids)
Biological process (GO): COPI coating of Golgi vesicle
Molecular function (GO): GTPase activator activity
Source: RefSeq, a predicted model, not a curated record
GUGUCACGUCAGAGGUUCAAGUGAUUGUCGUGAUUGUAGUCGGAAUUGCUGUCAAAAAUAAUUGAGCAAAGAAAAAUAUUUUUCGUAUUGCGAAUAAAAUUGAUGAUAUUUAGUGAAUGUUUUACGUUUAAAUCUACAUUUAGUAUAGACAAAUAUAUUUGUACUCAAAAUCAAGUGCAUUUUCGGUUUGAUAGUUGGCUCAAACUGGUACAAAGAUAACGUUGCCUACGUUCCCAGCGAGUUGUAGAGAGAGAGAAUUUAAUUAUAUCGAACCAUGGCCGUAGCACCUGUAAAAAAUGAUAUCGAUGCCAUUUUUAAUAGACUUCGCUCAAUUCCAACCAAUAAAACAUGCUUCGAUUGUGGAUCAAAAAAUCCCACCUGGUCAUCGGUGACGUACGGAGUUUUCAUUUGCAUUGACUGUUCAGCAGUCCAUAGGAGCCUUGGUGUUCAUUUAACCUUUGUGAGGUCGACAAAUCUGGACACAAACUGGACUUGGUUACAGAUUCGCCAAAUGCAGUUAGGAGGCAAUGCUAAGGCGGCUCAGUUCUUCCGUCAGCAUAACUGCAACACCACUGAUGCACAGCAAAAAUACAAUUCUCGUGCAGCUCAGCUAUAUAAGGAUAAGCUUGCUAAUCUUGCUCAGCAAUCGCUGCAGCUCCAUGGUACUACGCAGCUUCACAUUGAUAACACGCAUGAUCAGAACGCUGAGAGCAAUACAAGCGAUGAAAUAGAUUUCUUCACCGAUUGUACCAGCUUUGAAGUUCCUGCUGUGGCCACGGAUGGUCACAAUAACAACCUGAAACAGGAGGUCCUUCAAACGGAUGACAUCCCGAAACUUGCCUCUCUGAGCAAUGAUGCAUCAAAAACUACUGGUGAUUUGCAAGGACCUAGUGUCGAUUUUUUGAAUUCAACCGUCCUGCCAGAUCCUCCGAAGUCAACUAUUGGAGUACGGAAGAUUCAACCGAAGAAAGGUGCUCUUGGCGGUAAGAAAGGUGGACUAGGAGCGACGCGUGUUAAGACCAAUUUUGCAGAAAUAGAAGAAAAAGCUAAUUUGGCUGAUAAAUUGAAGAUGUCUGCAGCAGUUCCAGUCGUAGAAAAACCUGUGAGCGAAGAAGAGCAAGCCCAAGCAUUAGCCAGUGUUCGUUUAGCCUAUCAGGACCUGUCCAUCAAGCAACAUAAAGAAGAAGAAAAGCUGAAAGCGAUAGAUCCGAAUAAAGCAAAACAAAUGGAACGUCUAGGUAUGGGUUUCGGUUCGCGCUCUGGAGUUUCACAUUCUGCCAUUACUGAUAUGAAAACUCUAAGCCAAGAGUCAACUUCGAAAAAUGGAUCGUCUCUGGGAAAAGGUUUCGACACUAAUAACGAUUUUUUCGAUGAUUACGCGACUUCAAUGUAUGGCAGUAGCAGUAGUAACAAUGCUGCUUCAAGUAGUAAAACAUCUUCGCCGCCAAAAGACUUUGCCACACUUAUGGGGUUCGAAACGAUCGAGCCUUUUGAAACAAAGCACAACAUACAGACCAUGUUUUCUCCCACUUCAACUGCAAAGAAUACAAGCAUCAGUGACCAACCCACGUAUAGCCGAAACACCACCAGUAAGAAGUCUGGAAACAGCUCCGGUAACGACUACGAGCUUUCCGACACGGCACAGAAAAAGUUUGGGUCAGCCAAGGGAAUCUCGUCGGAUCAAUUCUUCGGAGAUGAUAGUACUUCUUUCGAGCGAUCGACCAACCUAGCUAAAUUCCAGGGUUCUAGUAGUAUAUCUUCGGCGGAUUAUUUUGGACACGGAAGUGCUACCGGGGGAGCCAGUGUGGGACGAAAUCGGGCACCGAAUCUACAGUAUAACGGUCCAGACCUGGACGAUGUUAGGGAGAGUGUUCGGCAAAGCGUUACCAAGGUUGCGGGUCGAUUAAGCACGUUGGCUAAUGACGUGAUGUCUACAAUUCAAGAUAAAUACGGUUAUUAGGGGUUUUAUUUAUACAUUUUUAAAGAACUACUUAUUUUAAACUAUGCAUUAUUAUAUUAGAAAAGCUUAGAUCUUAUCAUAUGAUUGUUAAAAAUGGAAUCGUAUCAGUUCAAAUACAUGUACAGUAAUUGCUUUAGAUUCAUUUCUUUUAGUGAAUUAUGAUUGAAUUCAUCAUCGCAUUGUGCGAAUAAUUCAUAGAUGUUUUAUGAUUUUGAUAAAACUAAAUCGUGGAGUUGUUAACUAUAAUUGGCUGAUUUUUUACAAUUAUAAUCUGUAUCAACGAUCGUAAAUUCUUGCAUGUAUUACUACCAUAACCAAGCAAGAGAAAUAUGAGAGAAAUCGAAUUUCUACCAUUAUUUCAAUUACCGUGGGCACAACAAAAUCAAACGAAAAGCGCCUGAGUAAAUCGAAUUUGCACCGAAUUAUUUUUUUUUGUGUCGAGCCCUAUCUAAGCGAGUUUAAUAAAAAAUAUAUGUAAAGUCCAACAUUGUACAAAGGACGUAUUAUAUAAAAUAGAAAUACACCUGUUAAAAACACCUGCGUUGAAAAUAUAGAGUUCAAUACUGGGUCGAUACAUUCUGUAAUCAAUAUAAGCUAGAAUACUGGAACAAUUAUCCAGUCACUAAAUAAAAGCUACUUGUCUAUAAA